Messenger RNA from Effrenium voratum, 4123 nucleotides. NCBI's taxonomy places the organism in Eukaryota, Dinophyceae, Suessiales, Symbiodiniaceae. The record is from the annotation of a GenBank genome assembly.
CUCCAUAACACCAGCUCGAUCCCACUCCAGCUGAUUUGGGACCAGCUGGCUUCGUCUUCCGCAUCGCAAGAUGGGUGCCGACAGGACACCUACAGUGCUGGCACGACAGGACCGGCGGCUUGCCCUGUUGGUUCCGCGGGACGAGGCUUCUAUGCAGCUGGCGCAGAGCUGCUCUUUGGGCGCCUCCCUCCAGGAGCUUUGCAGCCUGGCUGGGUCGGGCAACACGCAGGAGCUUUGGAAGAACUCUGUGCUUCGGCUGCUAGUCGCACCCCACCAGCGGCCUAUGGCAGCGGCAGCUGCGUUGCGGGCCUUAGCAGCUGCCGGCGCUGAGUUUGGACCCGAGGCCCUCGCUUGGCUCCUGAGCAUCACGGGCGCCCAUGGCCGCGCACGGCUCUGCGAUGCGUCAGAUCGCAACAUUCGCUGGCGAGCCUCCGCCUUGCUGGACGGGUUCCUGCGAGCAGUAGGCUUGACGGAGUUGCCCGCAGAGCUCCGUACGUCUUGCGAGUCGAUCCUGCUGGCCCGAUGCUCGGAUCGCUGGGCGGAGGUGCGGCAAUCCGCCUGCGAAGCCUUGCUGGCCUCGAAGCACCACACCCGGCAGACCUUGGAGGCACUACGCACCAGAGGCCUGACCGACUGCAGCGCCCCGGUGCGCGCCGCCUGCGUGUCCGCGGUAUGUUCCUCUGUGGACAUCGACUCACAUGUCAUCUUAAAUGCAAGCUUGGACGUGGCACCGCGGGUUCGCCGCGCCCUUCUGUCUGCCUGCCCUUUGCAAGGUCGCUCGGAGUUGGUUUUGGAGAAGACCUGGCGCUUGGCUGUGCUGCGUGCACUGGGCGACCGCAGCCGCUCUGUGCGCCUAGCCGCAGCGCGAUGCCUCGCAGCGGAUCUGCUGUCCAGGGCUGUGGUGCUGAACGAUUUGGACGUGGCGGCAGGAUCUGUGCCCCGCAUGGUGGCUGGUCUGGUGACCUUGGUCCGUGGCUCCGAGGAGCUCGAGGACCUUCCAAUUGCGAAGCUUCUUCGAUGUCUGGAUCCGGUGAAAAGCCUUGAGGCCUUGGAGGAAGCAACUCCAGCCCGGGUGCUGUGGGCCCGCCUGGCGCUGUCCCUGGCGGCGGCGUUGCGGGAAGCUCCCUCCGCGGCACGCGUGGUGCCCGAAGUGCAAGAGUGCCUGGGCCUGCUGCAAGAUGCGCAAUCGCUGGAGGACCAGCACUUCAAGCUGUGCCAGUGGCUCCAUUGCGCGCUGGUUUGUGAUAUGCCGGCGGACACUGCUGGACGUCAACGCUUGGCUCAGGCGGCCGCGGCCGCCAUCCAGGUGUUGCCCGUGGAGAUGGUUGCGAACGAGAUGGUGCAAUUCGGCAUUUAUCCGCGCGAGCGCUUGGGCCAUGAACGGGUCUCUUCGCCCUCGAGCAAUAGCUUGGAGUUGGCGAUUCUUCUCCUCCGACGCGUGGCGGCGGAUGGUGCAUCAGGGCAGUCAGCGGGCCAGGCGGCCACGGCGCAGCUUUGGUUUUCCAACCUUGCAGCUGCGAUCUACGAGAACUUAAAGAAGGACUUGGACGCGGCCACCGCUCAGCUCUUGGAUCGCCAAGAGGAAAUGCAGCAGAUGCAGCAGGAGUUGGAAGAGAGACGCUGGGCGGAAGAGGCGAACCGUCUGAAGCUGAUGAAAGCUGCAAGACCCGACGCAAUGGAGAAGGCCCUGCAGGAAGCCUCCAAGGAGGUGGAGGAGUUGCGUUUGCUUCGGCAGUCCAAGUGCCUGCGCAUGGUGCUGCUUUGUGACGCCUGGCUGUGCUACGGCCGGGGCAAGAAGCAGCGCGAGCUACUUCCGGUGCUGCAGUCAGUGCUGCAAGAGGAGCAGUCUGCAGCUGCACAGGUGGGCGCCAUCCAUGCCAUUGCGCUCUAUGCCUCCCAGAGUCAGGAGCAAGCCUUGGCGCAUUGGGACUUCUUCCUGGGGCUUCUCGAGGUGCAGCUGCCUUUGCAGCAAGCUACCUCCAUGCGCCUCGUGGAGCUCUCCGUGCUCUUCAUCUCCGAUGCCAUGCUGCUGCACGGGGCGCCCAAAGAGAAGGCCACCCUUGCGCUGGCGAGGGCUGCCACAGCCUUGGAGGGGCGAGGCCGUGCCUCGCUGCGGGCAGUGCUGUGGGAUCGGCUCUGCUGCCUGGCGGUGUAUGGGGCCCUGGAGGGCCCUGCUGGCGCCUGGCUUUUGGGCAAAGCCUUGGAGGUUUGCUGUCGCCAGCCCGGGAACGAAUCCAACGAGCCGCCGAAGAAGAAGCGGAAGCAAAAAGACGUCAGCGAUGCUUACACCUCGCUCGGGCAGAUUCCUGCGGCACACACUGAUGACUCGGACCCGGAGGAUGGCGACUAUGAUGGAUCCGAUUCGUUGGAGGCAGUGCUCCGAACGCGGCUGCUGCGAUUCUUUGCCACGCUGCCGCUCAUGUCUCGAGCCCAUGCCGCCAUGCUGCUGCAGGCGCUGGGCGCCUUCUUCGGCGCUCGGCUCUACGAUUCGAAGAGCGCGGUGCUGGCGGCCAAGCUGGCGGCGAGGCGGCUGCAGGGCGCCAAGGAGCUGCUCUUAGUCCAGGGCUGUGAGGUCAACGAGCUGCAGCUGCAGGUUCUGCAGAUCAUUUCGGCCGCCUUGCUGUCGGCUGCCUACACCGACGCAAAGCCAUUGCAGGACGCCCUGGGCGCGGCGCUCAUCGCAUGCGGCGCUUUCGACUGGGAGGACUUCUCGCAUCGAGAAGCCAUGCGUGCGCUUCUCAGGGACUGGAAUCCCAACACCUCUGCGAAGUCUGUUGUGGUCUUGCUGCAUCAGCUCCAUAGCCCGGGCCGCGUGUCAGCAGAAUGCGGCCACAGCUUCGCCCAGGAGGCGCUAGAUGCCGCCUCGGAUUUCCGGCACGAUCUUGCAGUGCUGGGUAUCGCGCAGAAUGUAGGCAUUGCGGUCGCUUCAGCACGUGGCGCGGUGCUGAAGCGAAGGAUCGGCUACUGGCAGCCGCCCGCAACGCCGGCUUUGACGCCGGCCCGGACGCCAGCCGUGACGCCGGCCCCGGAGGCCCCGGAGGCUCCGGAGGCUCCGGAGGCUCCGGAUGCGGAGGUGGAGGCGGAGGACACCGUGGAGCGUUGGGAGAUCCUCGACGCUGGAUCCGUUCGCCGCGGCUUGGUGCCGCGGGGUAGCGGCAUCACGCUGGGCCGGCACGCGAGCUGUGAGGUGUGCAUUGCAGCCAGAGCGGUUAGCAGCCGCCACUGUGUGCUUUCUUGCCUUGCUGGUUCUGGGAAGGACUCGCUGCUGCUGCGGGAUCUAUCGGUGAAUGGCACCUACGUCAAUGGCAUCCAUGUGAAGAGUGGUGAGGAACUGGGUCUCAGCCACGGCGAUGUGGUGUCCUUGGCAUCCCUCGACGGCCCCAGCUUCGAGGUCCGCCUUUGCCGGGUCAAGGAGGCACGGCCGCCCGCCACUCCCAUGCGUGCGAAGCCGGAGGCGGUUCCGGAGGUGCUGCCAUCGCCUGCAGUUGGCCAGAAGCGGCCGUCACUUCAGGGCCCCAAGCGACGCCUGCGUCGGAAGACCAAGGACCCCAACUUCCAGGCGCCAAAGGUGGACCAGGCACCUGGAGCCGACGAAGAGGAUGACAAGGUGUCCCGAAAGGUGCCUGGGCAGCCUGUGGACGAGGUGCAGGCCGAGAAGAUUCUGGAGCAGGUGGCGCUGGCGGUUGUGCAUGCGAAGGAGCAAGCUGGCGGCUCGCGGCUGGUGGAUUUGUCCAGCGGUAAGGUUCACUUCUUGCCCGCGCAUGGCAUCCUUUCGGUGGGCCGGCGCGAAGAUUGCGAGGUGGUGAUCCCAAGGUCUGUGGUAAGUGGUCGCCACGUAGUGCUGGUCUGCACAGAGCUGGGGGUGGAACUGGAGGAUGUCAGCUCCAACGGGACCUUUGUGAACGAGACGCAGGUUCCAAAAGGCUUCAGCUUGCCGCAGCGCGUGGGUUUGCGCGACGGGGACCAUAUCUUCCUCGCGCACCGUCAGGGGCCAGCGAUGCUUUUCCUGGAGGGGGAGGCGGAGGACGACGAGGAGUGAGAGGUGUUCGUGCCACCAGAAUUCAUGCAACUCUCGGUUGGCAGCUGGGUCUGCAAGGCUCAUUGCGGGAGCAUGGGCAUCGGG